GCAGCGCUCGCAUCGUUCGACCAGCAACGUACAACAGCAAUACGCAACAGCCACAGCAACACGCAACCUACAGCAGCAACAUGUCUUCGAGUGAGAUCUACCGCUACUACUACAAGACCUCGGAGGACCUGCAGGGCUUCAAGGCGUCUGCCCCCGAGUCCUACUUCAACCCCAUGGCGGCCUACAACCCCGGCGUGACCCACUACCAGUUCAACGGCAACACCCUGGCCAGCAGCAGCAACUACUUGUCGGCCAACGGGUUCAUCAGCUUCGAGCAGGCUAGCUCCGAUGGCUGGAUCUCCUCCUCACCGGCCAGCCACCGCUCGGAGAGUCCCGAGUACGUGGACCUCAACGCCAUGUACAACACGGGCUGCAACAUGCUCCCCAGCCAGCAGUAUGGAAUGGUCAUGGAGCAGACAGUGAUCCCGGAGCCAGCUUCGGUUCCGGCUCCUCUCCCAGUUGCAGAUGCCUCGCCAGUGCAGUCCCCUGCGGAGGUGAUGGGCUCCCCCAAUGUGGGCACUUGCAAGACCCUGCCAGCUCCGGCUGCCCAGAAGCCCAAGCGCAGCUACACCAAGAAGAACCAGUCCAGCGCCACGUCCCAGGAGGCCACCCCCGUGAAUCUCUACACCGAGGAGUUCCAGAGCUUCGACUUCGACAACUCCGCCCUGUUCGACGACAGCGUGGAGGACGACGACGACCUGAUGCUCUUCAGCGGCGGCGAGGACUUCGAGGGCAACGAUGGCUCCUUUGACCUCGUGGAUGGCGAGCAGCAGGAUGUGGCCACCAACGGAUCGGGGAAGAAGAGGCGUGGCAAGCAGAUCACGCCCGUGGUGAAGCGGAAGCGCCGCCUCGCCGCCAAUGCCCGCGAGCGUCGUCGGAUGCAGAACCUCAACCAGGCCUUCGACCGCCUGCGGCAGUACCUCCCCUGCCUGGGGAACGACCGCCAGUUGUCCAAGCACGAGACCCUCCAGAUGGCCCAGACCUACAUCUCCGCCCUCGGGGAUCUGCUGCGCUAGAACCGCUAGAACAGUCCUGGGAUCACCCCACACCUCUUGUUGGAGCUUGCCAAAUGAUGUACCUACUCUGUAUAUAUAGCCAGUGGCCCAGUAGUGAAUUACCGCUUAAGUAUUAUGCUGUUUAUUGGUUAGUUAAUUAGCUUAAACGGAAGACAAUGAUUAGUUGUAAGGAA
Drosophila ficusphila is the source of this 1189-nucleotide messenger RNA. Its product is annotated as protein atonal. The transcript has a single exon. Gene Ontology annotation, molecular function: protein dimerization activity. The record is from RefSeq and is a predicted model, not a curated record. The coding region runs from base 81 to 1016 and encodes 311 amino acids. Lineage: Eukaryota; Metazoa; Arthropoda; Insecta; Diptera; Drosophilidae.